AUGCCCCAACAAUUCCAACUACAUUUUGUCAGUUUAUUAUUGCUAACAAAUUUAUUAGCAAUUAUUCCAGUCAGUUAUACAUUGUCUGCUUUAUGGCCAGCUGCUCAUUAUGCAAACGGAUUUAUUGGAGAGCCUUUAGUGGAUAGCAGUGAUUUUGAAAAAAUUCAAGCAUUUCCCCCAGUCAUUGGAGGACAACACUCAUUACCCAGUUUGGCACUUUUUGAAAUAACUCCACUUUCCGGAAAUAGAGAAAGGAGAGCACCUUUUAAGACGGAAGAAGACCGUUGGAUGCAGGCUAUGGAUAAUUUGCGAAAACCGAGAUUCGGAUGAUAGCAAUAACUACAAGAUAGAAGGAAGCAUACAGUAAC
Meloidogyne enterolobii is the source of this 368-nucleotide messenger RNA. The record is from the annotation of a GenBank genome assembly. Lineage: Eukaryota; Metazoa; Nematoda; Chromadorea; Rhabditida; Meloidogynidae.